CAGACAGCGUGAGAAGAGGGGGAGGAAAAAAAAACUCCUGUGACGUCACACACUUUUGAAUUCAGUAGACCAAGAUGGCGGAGGUGCGCGGGUUGAGGAGCCGAAAUGCCUUCGAGCCCAACUGCAAAAGCCGAGUCACAGACGAAGGCUUGAGUGGUGUGGAAGAUGUCCCCCCUUUUCGGCACAACGUGAAGCCCCCUUUGGCCGCGCCCGGAGACCCGGAGGAGACCCCGCGCACCGCCGCCUCGACCUCGGGCAAAAAUGUCCGCCUCGCCGCCUCCCCCGACGCGUUUCUGGAGGGAGAGGCGGUGGAGGAAGAGGCGGAGGAGGAGGGAGCGGAGGGGGCCGCCAGGCCCAUCCAGGUGGUCCUGGCCAAUGAGGACGAGCACAGCUUUGAGCUGGACGCCGCGGCGCUGGAGAGGAUCCUGCUGCAGGACCACGUGAAGGACCUGAACGUGGUGGUGGUGUCCGUGGCCGGCGCCUUCCGCAAGGGCAAGUCCUUCCUGCUGGACUUCAUGCUGCGCUACAUGCACCGCCAGGGCGAGUCGUGGAUGGGAGGUGACGACGAGCCCCUGACCGGGUUCUCCUGGAGAGGAGGCUGCGAGAGGGAAACCACGGGAAUUCAGAUCUGGAGCGAAGUCUUCGUGGUGGACAAGCCCGACGGCAGCAAGGUUGCCGUGCUCCUCGUGGACACUCAGGGAGCGUUUGACAGCCAGUCCACCAUUAAGGACUGUGCCACCGUGUUCGCCCUCAGCACCAUGACCAGCUCUGUGCAAGUGUACAACCUCUCCCAGAACAUACAGGAGGACGACCUGCAGCAUCUGCAGCUUUUCACAGAAUAUGGUCGCCUGGCAAUGGAGGAGAUCUACCUGAAACCUUUCCAGUCACUGAUGUUUCUGAUCCGGGACUGGUGUUACCCUUAUGAACACAACUACGGACUGGAAGGAGGCAACAACUUCCUGGAGAAAAGACUCCAGGUGAAGCAGAACCAACACGAGGAGCUGCAGAACGUGAGGAAGCACGUCCACUCCUGCUUCUCCAGCAUCGGCUGCUUCCUGCUGCCCCACCCGGGCCUCAAGGUGGCCACCAACCCGUACUUUGACGGCCGGCUGAAAGACAUCAAUGGUGAUUUUAAGAAGGCUCUGGCCAAGCUGGUGCCUCUCCUCUUGGCCCCAGAGCGCCUGGUGGAGAAGGAGAUCGGAGGCAACAAAGUCACCUGCAGAGACCUCCUGGAGUACUUCAAGGCCUACAUAAAGAUCUACCAGGGGGAGGAACUGCCUCACCCAAAGUCCAUGCUGCAGGCGACCGCAGAGGCCAACAACCUGACCGCCGUGGCGGGAGCCAAAGACAUGUACGGCAAGAGCAUGGAGCAGAUCUGCGGCGGGGACCAGCCGUACAUCGCCCCGGCCGACCUGGAGCGCUGCCACGAGGAGUUCCGCGAGCACUCGGUGGGUCACUUCCGCUCGGUGAAGAAGAUGGGCGGCGAGGAGUUCUGCCAGCGCUACCAGAGCCAGCUGGAGGCGGAGCUGGACGAGGCCUACGGCAACUUCUCCAGGCACAACGACGGCAAGAACAUCUUCCACACGGCGCGCACGCCCGCCACGCUCUUCGCCGUCAUGUUCGUCACCUACGUGGUGUCCGGCGUGACGGGCUUCGUGGGCCUGAGCGCCUUGGCGUCGCUGGCCAACCUGGCCAUGGGCGUGGCGCUGCUGUCGCUCUGCGCCUGGGCCUACGUCAAGUUCUCCGGAGAGUUCCGGGAGGUGGGGACGAUGAUCGAUCUGGUGGCCGAGACGCUCUGGGAACAGAUCUUAAAGCCACUAAGUGAACAUUAUAUGGAGGACAAGGUGCGACAGACGGUGGUGAACUCCAUCAAAGCCAGCUUGACAGAACAAGGCUCGCAGCAGACCAAGUUAAAGACUCGCUGACGCACCUCCCCCGUGGUGUCCCCCCUCCCUCCCCCCUCCGCUCAAUGUGUCCAAUCCUAGAACUGUGGAACUAGUUCAACACCAAAGCUGACCCCCUUUUAUCCCUGCUCUUCAUCGCCCCCCAGUGCCUCAAAGCCAAAACUGGAGCUAAAGGACCUUCAUCUUCAAUGUGCCAUGCUGUGAUCUUUUGUUGUAGGCGCACGCACACACACACACACACACACACACGUAUGCUGUAAGAGGACUGCACUUGCUUCAGGAUUGAGCUGCAAUUCAGGGAAAACUGACGCCGCUGUGGGCGGCUGCUAUCGGCAAUGGAUGCAAACUGAAACACACUUUCUGUGCAUUUAACCGGUGUUGUCUUACGAGCGAGACGAGCUCGCUUUACUUUCUCUUCAUCCCGUUUAUUAACCUUUCCCCAAUAAGCACAAGUGACUCGUCGAAUAACAGGGAGGCCGCCGUUAAAUUGUUUCAACAUAAUCAGGAAAUGUCCCUGUCAUGAACGAGGUAAUUCUCCAGUUAUUUUCCGGAGAAUCUUUCUACUUCCUCCGACAGGCUACUAGAUGUCCCGCCUGUCUCCAAUCAAUCAUUCGGUUUGUCCCAGUGAGCUCAAAACCAUGUAACUCGAGGCCACGCUGGGCUGCGGUUUCUUGCAGGCGUCUGCGCGUCUUUCUUCCCUUUAGUAUUUUGUGAUAUCCUGAAGAGAACUGUAGGGAUCUGAUCUUUUGACGUGUUUUUAAAUUAGGGCUGAUGUCGCGUUGGACCCUCUGCAUGGUGUUAAGCGCUACUGAGUCGUAGCAUGAACAUAGCGUACAGCUUUUUAGAGCCACGGUGUCUUUAGUCAAGUAGCCUGAGAGGACGGUCAUCUUUUUAUUAAGCUGCACUGGUUCUGAAAGUUUCCCCAGUUUAAGACGUUCCUUGCUUUUAGGAGCCUUAUUUCGUUGGAGAAAGAUGUCUGCUUUUAGGUCAAACUCCUAUCACAUCUUUAAAGGAUCAGUUUAACAUUUGGGAAACUUUGUUUUGCGCUAUGCUUUGUGCAACUUUAACAUUUGUCCACCUCUAGGCUUAGCUGCUUCAAAUUUAAGGGACAAAAUGAGCGCAGCAUAAAUCCAGAUCUCUCCGAUGCUGAACUUUUUCUAUCAAGUUUGUUACCUGACUUUUUUUGGGGGGGAGGGAGAGAAUAGGGCAUUGAUUCUAUCCAUCAUCUCACACUGUACAGUCUCUCUGAUCGCGUAAACAAAUCGAGCUUGAUGACAUAUUUAAAUAAACGUUGUGUACAUUUCAUAGUGAAUCAGUUAACUGGCUGUUUUCUUGAUCAAUUUAACCAUCUGGUUUAGGAAUUGCUGCUGAAGGGUUUACGCUAGUUCAUUUCCUUUACACGGAUGUUAAUAGAAAUGUUGUGAAUCUCUGGAUUCUGAUUGUGACAAUAGCCUGUCUGCCUUUUUAAAAGGUAUCUCUGCUAAUUUAUUUUUGAAUAAAUCAUCAAUUCAA
Messenger RNA from Gasterosteus aculeatus aculeatus (three-spined stickleback), 3416 nucleotides. It is a transcript of the gene atl2, whose product is annotated as atlastin GTPase 2. Gene Ontology annotation, molecular function: GTPase activity; GTP binding. The record is from RefSeq and is a predicted model, not a curated record. Lineage: Eukaryota; Metazoa; Chordata; Actinopteri; Perciformes; Gasterosteidae.